AUGUUCAGAUUUGCUCCCCGGAGGGCUGUCCACACUGUACCGAAGCUGGCGCAGCUUUCGGAGCUGCACGCGCAGGGGAUCCCCAAGGUGUUGAGCGCAGAGGGUUUCAGACGUUGCUGGACGGAACAACAGCAGUACCUGUGUGAGAAGCUCACGCUCGCCACAGCCGGCACGCCUCUAGAGUCAUACCUGCCCUUCCAUUUGGUGCUCAACACCGCGCAGAAGACGUUCAAAAGCAACGUGUUUAACCUAGCGUCGGCGGUGCACAACAACCACCUGUUCGUGGAGAACAUUCUGCCCGCGGAAGGCGCCGGGGCCAAGCCAUCCAUACAGCUGCUGCAGCGUAUUGAAUCUCAGUUUGGCUUUGGAUGGGAAGAGCUGAAGGAGGAGAUGGUGCGGCGGGCCGAGACCGAUGUGGUGGGCCAGGGCUGGCUGUUCCUUGUCGAGAACGGGCACAAGGAGCUGCAAAUCCUGACGCUACAGAAUCACGGCUCGCCAUACUACUUUGCCCGUGGCCAGGCCUUUGACCUCAACAGCCCCAUUACGACCGAGAUCGCUGCCCAGCUGCAGACCAUGCGCGAGGCUGUGGACGCAGGCAACGAUGAGGACUGGACCAUGCCGUUGAUUGCCGUGAGUCUCUGGGACCACGCCUACUUACGGGACUACGGCGUCAAGGGACGGUCCGCUUAUGUCCGCGCCGUCCUAGACAACCUCAACUGGACCGUCAUCAACAAGCGGGUAUACACAGGACCAUGA
Molecule: messenger RNA, 756 nt
Organism: Eremothecium gossypii ATCC 10895
Lineage: Eukaryota; Fungi; Ascomycota; Saccharomycetes; Saccharomycetales; Saccharomycetaceae
Gene: RSM26
Product: mitochondrial 37S ribosomal protein mS42
Exons: 1
Coding region: 1-756 (251 amino acids)
Biological process (GO): superoxide metabolic process
Molecular function (GO): superoxide dismutase activity; metal ion binding
Source: RefSeq, marked provisional